Molecule: messenger RNA, 1907 nt
Organism: Dreissena polymorpha
Lineage: Eukaryota; Metazoa; Mollusca; Bivalvia; Myida; Dreissenidae
Exons: 12
Coding region: 97-1548 (483 amino acids)
Source: RefSeq, a predicted model, not a curated record
CUCUUGUUUAAAUUUCAGAUUCUGCUUUGUUGCCAGACACUCGUGUCCCUAAAUUUGGAGAAUUUUGAUGACGAGGGAUCUGAGGUGACACGAUCUAUGUCACCUUUGCCAAAGAAAGAUGGGGUGGCAUCUAGAACUAAAUUCGUUGCACGUUGGAAUUCACUUGUGUGUUCUCCACCACCACAAAGUCCAUCUGACUCUGAGGUUUCCAGUGAGUCCGAGAGCGCUUGCACUACUGAUAGUCAUGCAGAAUCUACAACAGAUUCAACUGAUGACUCUGGUUUUGAUGGUGUUGCUGAGUGUAAGAAAACAUCAUGCAUCGGUCUUUCAGGUGUGCAUGACAAGAUUAUGAAGGACCAUUUUAUAGGAAAAAUUGAUGUCCAUGUGAAAAACCUGAUCCCGCCGCAUCCUUCAAGAGCAGUAAGUGUAAUCAACCAUGAUCAUGUCAGCUUUUUGACGGAUUCCUUUGUAUCGAACCCCAUUGGGCAGAUUGUAACGCUUGUUAGAAUGGUGGGCCCAGAAGAUGACAACAGCCAUUUAGAUCGUGAAGGUGGAAGCAAGGUUGAAGUCCUGGGUGGCAACCACACGCGGGAGGCGCUGCUGACCCUGCAUGCUCGUGGGACCCUGGACAGGGAGACAGUGCAGGUAAACCUGUACAGGGAACUGCCCCAGACAACAGCCCUGUCCAUAGGAUUCCAGCACAAUGCGGUGCUUCAAGAGGGUCGAAAGCAACUAACAUUCCUGGACAAAGUGCGGCUCAUGCGACAUUGCCGUCCGUCGGACCAUAUGACGAAGAGGCAGAUUAAUGAGUGGAAGGAUGGUCUGGUCGUUGUAUUCAGGAGCAAGCGCGGGAAGACCUCAGCCGAGGAUAGAAGGCGCCUGUCAGCUGGCUACCAACAACAUUUGAACCUAGCCCAGCUUCCUGAAGAUGUCUGGUCCAUGUUUGUGCAGGCCAGUGACAAAAAUGAAAAUCUGUCAGAGAAGUUUUUCCGACCGCUCAUGAGAAUAAACAGCAUGGAACUCAUACGAAAAUGUCUGACAACUCUACUCCAUACUGGACAGAAGGAGUUCAGAAAACACGUAAAGAGCUACAUUGAUGAGGGUUAUGUUAAAAGUAACAAAAAUGUUGUCAGCGAAGACCUUCAGGUGCUUGUUGAAGUGGACAACAACACUAAGGAAGUGAGCAGCGAAGAUGAAAUCGCACAGAGUGAUGACAAUGAGCAGUACAAAGAAAAGUACUUCACUCUUAAGGAGGACCAUGAAAAGAUUCUGUUGGAGCAUGCUCAGCUGCUGACUAAGUACCAGCAGGUGCAAAAGCAACUUGAUGAGAUAAAGGCUGGUAAGGAAGAAAACAGAGGCCUCAAACGACCAAAUGACUCCAAUUGUGACAUAAGCAAAGGUGAUGAUGUACAGGCAAAAUGGGUUGAUGAGGAUGGAAAUGAAACCUGGUUAUCAGCUACAGUGACAAAAGUGUUAAAACAUGAUGUGCAAGUACAGUUCCACUGUGAUCAGACAUUUUGUAGAGUGCCAAGAGAUUGUAUUAAAUAAAGGCAUGAACUACAUUGAUGCUUGGUCAGCCUCUACUAAAGCCAGAUAGUUUGUUUCGACCCAUAUUACAGACAUAGUUGUAACCUGCUGUUGAAAUAAAGAAAUUACAAUUUUGCAGAUACUUUCUGAUCGGUUGUUGUGAACAUAGGUAUUAGAGUGCUGGGAAUUAAUGUUAUAGAUAUUAUUUAUGAUAUAUUAUAUAUUUAAUAUAUAUGUGCUGUGCCCCUGUUGAUAACUAGUUAUUGCCUCGAGUGCUUUAAAAAGAAAUGGUAUCAACCAAUGUGCUAAUCUGGUUUUAUGAUAUGUAAUUUAACAGUGUUUAUUUUAAAAAGGGAAUGUCCAAUCAUUCCCAAAAUACG